AUGCAACCAGAAAGGCGCCAAAGCGCCAGCAAUAAGCAAUCCACAAAGUACACAGGCGGCCCUCUGGCUUUACCGCCCUGGAAGCCGGCGAACCAGGCUCAGGCAAGACCAAGUUUGUCCGCACUGUCGCUUCAAGAGCUGGAAAACCAAUUACAGGCAGCACUUUGUCCGCAGGGUACGCAUAGUCGUUAUGUCGAACCAGUCAACGUUGUGAGACUGGGAGAAGACUGCCAAGUUGGUCCGACUCCAGGCUACCCAGCGAGCCCGGGCGUACGUCCGUACCCCUAUACCGGCUUACCGCACCCGAAAGUAGUGUCCAUCGGUGAAAUGGAGACUAGCGGGAUACAAAGUCUCCUCGAGCUGAGCAUCAACAAGUUCCGGAAACUUCUCAUUGCGCCAGCAGAAGCGAAGGAAGGCGAUUGGUGUGUCAUGCAGUCGCGGCUGCUGGACGAUAUUCGGUGGAAUGGUCCAAGAGUCACCGGCGAUCGUGCAAUGCAUUGGCUGCCAGGCAACAUGAAGCGCAAGCUGUAUAGUCCGAUGUCGAAGAUCCUACAACACCUCCCGAUUGCCAAGGAAGUAAAAUCGGACAACCAGCGGGGGGCUGACUUGGAGGAAGGCGACAGAUUUCGCAUGGUGGAUGGUUUGUAUAAUCCUGGCCCCAAUUGGCGGUUUCGCUGUGAGUACACCUUCCGGACCAACGCCAAAGAGGGAGACAAGAUUGAGCCUGUCCUGCUUGAUAUGACUUGCAAUCCCAUGGACGGCGUCAUGGUCCUGUUGGAAAGCAAAGUCACCAAGAUCAGACCCCCUGAACAAGAUGCGUUUCAGAAGGAGGCGCCCGCUGCGAUCCACACGACGGCUGUUCCCAGUAUGCUCAAACUCAUCUGUCGGAUCACUCACUCGAACAUGCUGCAAGAAGGUUCGAGCGACAUUAGUGCUCCUGCAGCAUGGCUGUGGGGCCUCCCAUCACUCAGUAGCAGACAAACUUCCAGCGCGAUAGGGCUUUCUACGCUCUCCUGGCGCUCCCGAGAUGCUAGGACGUUGCAUGGACCUUAA
Saxophila tyrrhenica is the source of this 1053-nucleotide messenger RNA. RefSeq lists its product as uncharacterized. The coding region runs from base 1 to 1053 and encodes 350 amino acids. The transcript is spliced from 3 exons. Lineage: Eukaryota; Fungi; Ascomycota; Dothideomycetes; Mycosphaerellales; Extremaceae. The record is from RefSeq and is a predicted model, not a curated record.